This is a messenger RNA of Oreochromis niloticus (Nile tilapia), 1377 nucleotides long. RefSeq names its product trace amine-associated receptor 13c-like. The coding region runs from base 1 to 981 and encodes 326 amino acids. NCBI's taxonomy places the organism in Eukaryota, Metazoa, Chordata, Actinopteri, Cichliformes, Cichlidae. Gene Ontology annotation, molecular function: trace-amine receptor activity. The transcript has 2 exons. Gene Ontology annotation, biological process: G protein-coupled receptor signaling pathway. The record is from RefSeq and is a predicted model, not a curated record. Gene Ontology annotation, cellular component: membrane.
AUGGACCAAACUGAACUCUGCUUUCCACAACUAUUCAACUCCUCUUGUGUGCGGCAAAAGCAUUCACAAAUUGAAGCUGUGUUUAUUUACACCCCACUGUCUUCCAUCUCUGUGCUUACUGCAAUUCUGAACCUGCUUGUGAUCAUCUCCAUCGCUCACUUCAAGCAGCUGCACACCCCAAACAACCUCCUCCUCCUCUCUCUGGCCGUCUCAGAUUUCUUCGUGGGCCUCAUCAUGGCUUGUCAGAUUAGUCUCCUAGAUGGCUGCUGGUUUCUUGGUGACCACAUGUGUGCUCUGUAUAGCAGUUUAGAUUACAUUGCUACUUCUGCUUCAGUAGGAACUAUGGUACUCAUAUCAGCUGACCGCUAUGUAGCCAUUUGUGACCCUCUGCAUUAUCCCACCAAAAUUACUAUAAAAAGAGUCUCAGUCUGUAUUUGUACUUGCUGGGCUUGUUCAAUUCUGUAUAACAGUCUUAUCAUGAAGGAUAAUUUCAAGCAGCCAGGGAGGUAUAAUUCUUGUUCUGGUGAUUGUGUAGUUGUCAUUGACUACUUUGUGGGAAUUGUUGACUUUGUUUUGACCUUUGUCGGCCCUGUGACUGUCAUCAUAGUUCUGUAUCUAAGAGUAUUUGUGGUGGCUGUGUCUCAGGCUCGGGCAAUGCGCUCUCAUAUCACUGCUCUCAGACUCCAGGGGUCAGAGACGUUGCACGCUAAGAAAUCUGAGCUGAAAGCUGCCAGGACUCUCGGUGUACUUGUUAUUGCCUUUCUGAUAUGUCUUUUCCCAUUUUUCUGUUCCUCAAUGGUAGGCCAGAAUAGUUUCUUUGAUAUUAGAUCUGUACCUUUUGAGCGCAUGCUGUUCUAUUUUAACUCUUGUCUGAACCCGUUAAUCUACACUUUUUGCUACCCCUGGUUUCUGAAAUCUAUUAAGCUCAUUGUGACAUUUAAGAUAUUUAGGCAUGGCUCCAGUGAGGCCAGUAUACUAUAGGGAAAAGUGAUUUUGGUAAUGAGUAAGGCAUACAGUCUUUGACACUGAAAAACUGAUAAAUGAUUAUUUAUUUCAAGUCUGAUGAAACAUAUAUCUGCUAGAGUUUGCUUUACAUUUAGAUUUCCAGGGCUAGUAUUCUAAUCCUCUGUUACACCAUGACAAAAUCAGGUGUUCGUUUCUCUAAUUUAAAUGAAUGUGAAUCCAUCACAAAUUCUGAAAACCAUCACUAACUAAACUAAACUAAAUGAAGAUGUGUAAUAUGCUAGUUUUACAUGGGAGCCUAAUUUACAUCUACAGCCUUCAGCUGUAAAAAAAAAAAAUAAAAUAAAAAUGCUUGUCUUAGCAGUGUAAUAGAUGUGUUAAUAAAUUAACAACCAUUCUUACUGAAACACUGAA